This is a messenger RNA of Gongylonema pulchrum, 123 nucleotides long. NCBI's taxonomy places the organism in Eukaryota, Metazoa, Nematoda, Chromadorea, Rhabditida, Gongylonematidae. The record is from the annotation of a GenBank genome assembly.
AUGUUUGUUGUCUAUCGAAUGCGGAAGAAAGACGAAGGCAGCUAUGCUCUGGAUGAGCCCAAGCAACCGCCUCACUACUCUUACGCAUAUCAAAAAGCGCCAACGAAAGAAUUUUAUGCUUAA